AGGGGCAUGUCUAGGCGCUCUGAGUGUGUCAGUUUGUCGGGGCUGUGCGCCAUUUGACUAAAAGUGUGAAGGGAAAGCGUACGCCUUUCAGGACCGCAGCCGCCUAGUCUCAUGUCCGUGUCUCAGCAUGGCCUGUGAGCUCCGGCCGUGGGAGCCGACUCACAGCCCGCUGCCCGCUCAGGGUCCAGACCUCCGGCUCAGCUGAGACUAGAACCCCACCACGUCCUUACCUGACACGACCAUGUUCCUCGCCCCGCCGCGGCCUGCUAAUGGCUCCAGCUCGGAUACCUCGCUGGCGCCACCGAGGGAAGAGGCGGACAGUCGGCCUGAGGAAUUCCGCCGCCGCCGGCACACCAUGGAUAAGGACAAGGCCGAGCACCGCUUCUUCCGCCGCAGUGUCAUCUGCGACUCCAAUGCCACGGCCCUGGAGCUUCCCUCCAACCAGUGCAUCUCCCCGCCGGAGUCCGUGGUCUGCCUCCCGGUGGUGCCCGUGCUGCCCCGGCCUGAGGAGGCAGUAGACAACGUCCAGGACACGGUAGAGGCCGCAGCCCCGCCGCCGGCUCCUCCAGAGGCCCCGGAGUCCCGGCUGCCCCGCUCUGUUCCCGAGGAGAGACACCUGGAUGAUAACGAGGAGCUGGAGACCAAGGCGGUGGGCUUUUCCCCGGACGGACGCUUCCUCAAGUUUGACAUAGAGAUCGGGAGAGGAUCCUUCAAGACCGUGUACAAGGGGCUGGACACGGAGACAACAGUGGAGGUGGCCUGGUGCGAGCUGCAGGAUCGUAAGUUAUCCAAGUCUGAACGUCAGCGCUUCAAGGAGGAAGCUGGGAUGCUCAAGGGUCUUCAGCAUCCGAAUAUCGUCCGCUUCUAUGAUUCCUGGGAGUCUACCCUGAAGGGAAAAAAGUGCAUUGUAUUGGUUACUGAGCUGAUGACCUCGGGGACUCUGAAGACAUAUCUGAAGAGGUUCAAGGUGAUGAAGCUGAAGGUCCUGCGCAGCUGGUGCCGUCAGAUCCUGAAAGGGCUGCAGUUCCUGCACACUCGGACCCCCCCUAUCAUUCAUAGAGACUUGAAAUGCGACAACAUUUUCAUUACUGGCCCCACCGGCUCUGUGAAGAUCGGAGACCUGGGGCUGGCCACCUUGAAGAGGGCGUCCUUUGCCAAGAGUGUCAUAGGUACCCCUGAGUUCAUGGCGCCUGAGAUGUAUGAGGAGAAAUACGAUGAGUCCGUAGAUGUGUAUGCAUUCGGGAUGUGCAUGCUUGAGAUGGCCACUUCUGAAUACCCCUACUCCGAGUGCCAAAAUGCUGCGCAGAUCUACCGGAGAGUCACCAGUGGUGUGAAGCCGGCUAGCUUUGAUAAAGUUGCCAUUCCAGAGGUGAAGGAGAUCAUCGAGGGAUGCAUCCAGCAGAAUAAAGAUGAAAGGUACGCCAUCAAGGACCUCCUGAACCAUGCAUUCUUCCAAGAGGAGACUGGGGUGCGAGUGGAACUGGCAGAAGAAGAUGAUGGAGAGAAGAUCGCUAUCAAACUAUGGCUACGCAUUGAGGACAUCAAGAAGUUAAAAGGCAAAUACAAGGAUAACGAGGCCAUAGAAUUCUCCUUUGAUUUGGAGAGGGAUGUCCCUGAUGAUGUAGCCCAGGAAAUGGUGGAAUCUGGCUUUGUCUGUGAAGGAGAUCACAAAACCAUGGCCAAGGCUAUCAAAGAUCGUGUGUCGCUGAUCAAACGCAAAAGAGAGCAGCGGCAGCAUGUGCGGGAGGAACAGGAAAAAAGGAAACUAGAAGAGAGCGCCUUGCAGAAACAGGUGCAGCAGACUGAUGUGCAGCCCCAGAGUCCCCCUACGGGCACUGUUAAAGCCUCCACAGCACAGGCAGUCUCUGGUCCAGCCACGACUGCGUCCACAACUGUGCCAAUCACUGCCACGUCCCAAGUAGAGCCGGAGGAGCCCGAGGCUGAUCAGCAUCUGCAGUAUCAGCAGCCCACUAUAUCCGUGACAUCGGAUGGCACUGUUGACAGUGGUCAGGGGUCCUCGGUGUAUUCGGAGCCACGAGUUGGCAGUCAGCUAACAGUCUCCUACAGCUCUCCACAGGACCUAGGGGUCUCCUCCACUGUUGCAUCCAGCUACAGCACCACAAGCCUCCAGCCUCAGGCAGGUGGAUUCAGCACAUCUGUGGGGCCACGUCGGGGUCGUAGCAUGUCAGUGUGUGUCCCCAUCCUCUCCUCCACCCCUCUCCUACCUUCCUCUUCCCCCAGCACUCCUCCAUCUGCCCCCUCCUCUCCUUGCUGGACGUCCCCCGUGGAAUCCUUUGCUGAAAAGCUUUCCAAGGCUCUAGAAAGCGUCUUGCCCAUGCACUCCAGCAGCACCCGCAGGCACCAGCGGCGAUGCAGCCUGCCUACCCUCUGUACCAGCCCUCCACAAUCCAUGGCGCAUCCAACACACCCAGACUCUCCACUAUAUUUUCCAACUAUUCAUGAGCGCCCCAUUUCGUUUUCUCCACCUCCAACCUUCUCGUCCCCAAAGCUGUCCAACACUCAAAGAAGAAAGAGCACAUCUUUCCUCGAAUCGCAGGCUCGCCACCACGGACAGUCUCCUUCGAGGACUCUUGGGCCAAGUCCCCUCCUGGACUCAAAUCGCAAGUCAGACGGGAAGAGUGCGCAGCGAAAAACUCCCCUCAAAUCUGCUGAAAGCAAUCACAGGCAACAAAGUUUUGAUGGUCAUGGGUUUGUAGAAGGAAGGUCAGGUACAGCAGACUCCCAGGUGAGACCUGCAGAGACCAUAUAUCUGGCUAGCCUGCCUUAUAAUAUACAGACUGAGGCUUACAGCACCGCUGCAGCAUCCAGCCAUCUGAAGGAUUCCAUGAGAGCACAAGUUGGCUCAGUGUAUGAUUAUCAGACUGGUCAAACCUACCUUGCUCGCCCAAUUCUCAAACUGCAAACUGGCAUGAACCAGCCAUCUCCUAUGGGCAGUAUGUCUGCUCCGGUGACCGCUGAGCCUCAUAUCCUGUUCCAUCAGGUUUUCAUGCCGCAGUCUGCACCUCCAGUUCUCACUCAAGGCACUGAAGGGCACCAUGGGUGCGUAUUUGAGUUUCAUGUGCAUUCAUCUGGACCUGAGGGUGCGAUGUAUGUGCCCCACCGCGUCUACUGCACCCGUCAUGGUUCUAUUGAGCUAGAGGAGGUCUCUUCUAGUACAUUACUGCAGAACCGUCUCCAGACUGUGACUGAGGAACAGUGCAGCCACCCAGGACUAGAUCCCAUGUCUCCUCUGAUCUGCAAUGGACCUGAAUACUCCAGUGACUCCUCCCAGAGGAAUUCCUCAGACCCGGGAGAAUAUUUGUCUCCUCCUCUUCCUCCAGGAUCCAGCCACAAUUUUGAGAUGCCCAUAAUGUACCCCCAGAAAUUAAUUCAAGAGCCACCUGUUGUCUUUUGCUUUCCACAAACCGGAGCGUCCUUUCCUGUUCAAUCGGCGGUCUGUGGCCACCAGGUACCUGGGCAGCCCCCGACUACAUCUGUGCCUGGCGCCCAGACAGCCCCACACUCUCAGAGCGUGCAGCAUCAGCCUUCACUACUCCAUCAGCCAACCCAGUACCAGAUUCCAGCGGCUGUUCCCAGCAUACCGGCCCAGACCCAGCCCAUCAUUACCCAAACCCAAGUGGCUGCCACAGUCCCCCAGCUCCCCGUCUCUCAGCCUUUGCCAGCAGUUCAAGGAGAGUCUUUGGUUCCUGCUCCACCAGCUCCUACUCCCCUCCUCCCUGCCCAGGCUACUUCUGUGACCGCUCAGUUCUUGCCACUGGCACAGCCAUUAGUGGCUGCCUCUAUUCUGCCCCAGUUCAGUUCCCCCCCACAGCUGCCCGUCACGGUGCCCCCUGCCAUUGUACAAACUGCCAUUCCACAUACCGGCUUCCCUGCCAUUCCUAUCCAAAUGUCUCCAGGGUUCGGGCAAACUGUGCCAGGAUUUCCGCCCUCUUCUUUAGGUACUCCAGUCCUGUCCUCUGGACAGGCUAUUAUUUUACCCGGCCACAUACCUGCUGUCGCUCUCCAGCCCCAAACACAGGUCCACCCACAACCUGUGUAUACUAUGCCUCCAUCCAUUGGAUUACCAGCCGCCUUGGGACAAGCUUCAGAGCCAGUGCAUCUUCUGGGAGACUCUGCUUACCAGGGCUUCCCAUCUUCGGUUCCAUCCCAAUUCCCUGUAGAGACAGGGCUACCUCCAUCAGUUAUCUCGCCUUCCAUACGCACAGAGUUCCUGCUGCAGCCUGGAUACCAGGGUGGCUUACCACAGCCUUACGUGGAGAGCAGCGCGCUUACUCAAGGGGUCCCUGCAGCUCCACUGUCUCAAUCGCAACCAGUCACAGAGGUUACCCAGACCACUGCUCAAGCUGUCCCUGUGGAAUCGCAGCCACCACAGACCACGCAGGUGGUUUCCUCUAUGGACAGUGCCCACUCAGAUGUAGCAUCAGGCCUGAGUGAUGGCAACGAGGGAGCUACAGCUUCUAGUGGAAGACAUGAGGGUCGUACCACCAAGCGACAUUACCGAAAGUCAGUACGGAGCCGCUCCCGAAAUGAGAAGACUUCCCGCCCCAAGCUUAGAAUACUGAAUGUUUCUAACAAAGGCGAUCGUGUCGUAGAAUGCCAGCUGGAGACCCAUAACCGCAAGAUGGUCACCUUCAAAUUUGACUUGGAUGGAGACAACCCAGAGGAAAUUGCCACUAUAAUGGUUCAGAAUGUUUUUAUCUUGGCCACAGAAAGAGACUCUUUUGUGGAGCAAGUAAAGGACAUCAUAGAGAAAGCCGAUGACAUGCUGAGUGAGGAUGUCAUUGCAGAACCAGAAGGGGAGCAGGAGGCGGAAAGUUUGCAGCUGAACUACCCAGAAGGCCAGAAACUGGAGGGCAAGUUUAGGCAUCCGAAUCCAGUCUAUUUACCCCAACGGCCAGACCUUGCCCCAAGUCUGAACGCGCAAGUCGUUCACUCUGCUGGAAGACGGUUCAUCGUAAGUCCAGUUCCAGAGAGCAGAUUGCGGGAGCCAGCAUUUUUUAAUGCUCCAUCACAGGAUCCGCAAUUUACAGUCCCAGUGUCUCACGGUCCCGGGAUGAACCUUUCUCACUCUGCGUCCUCCGUCAGUCUACAUAAUGCCUUUGCAGAGUUGAGACAGGCACAAAUGGCUGAGGGUCCCAGCACGGCUCCGCCAGUGUUUAACCAGACUGGACCCCCCUUCCCACCUUCCCUGACUAAUCUGGCUGGGUCCUUCUCAGCUGCAUUGUCAGGAUUGCCUCCAACUGCGAUCCCCAGCAGCAUGCACUCUGCUGUUCCACAUUCGCUAGAGGAGUCAGUGGUGACUGCUGCUCCAGCAGUUGCUCCAUGGAGUGGUGUGCCAAGCACAGUGCCUCCAAUCACCACUGUGUCUGCUCAGCCACUCACUGUUACAGGGUCAUCAGGUGUAUCUGUAUCCGCAGCCACUCCUGUCCUAGUGUCUUCAUUACCUGCGUUGCCUCUGGUCGUCGGCGUUUCUAUAGCACCCGGAAUUAUGACAUCACCCCCUGCACAGUCGGUUCCUCCUGUGAGCUCCUCUGCACUGCAACAAAACCUCUCCUCUCCUCCAUUGUCACUGCCUCACACCUCAGUGUCUGCUCCAGUCAUCUUGAGCACAGGACAAUCUGCCCAAGCCCAGCUAAGCGGCAGCAGUUCUGCUCCAAGCUUUGUGGAAAGUACACCAGUAAAUGUGCCUCACCCAGAGAGCACUAUGAAGCCAGCAGAAGUAUCUGUUGGGACCAGUACAGCAGGCAUGUCCCUCCCCAUAUCCAGUCCACUUACCUAUGCUGGGGUGGAAGCAGCAGGCCUUGCCAUUGCUGGAAAUCCACCUCUCAUCCAUGCAGCGCAUCUUCCCGUUGGCAUGGCAGCAACCCCUGUUUCUCAAGCAGGUGUAGCCGCUUCCACGCCCCUAUCCUCUCAAGUCACAUUGCCAGGAGGUGCACAGUUAGGCCAACAAGUGCCAAGCGUGCCCCAGCACUCAUUGCCCCUUGUUCAACCUCAGCCAAGCACGGCCCCUAAUCUUCCUCAUGCUCACUCCAUUGAAGGCGACUCUGACAGUGUAACAAAGUCUGGGAUCGAUGAUAUCAAAACCCUGGAGGAGAAGCUGCGCUCGCUGUUUAGUGAACAUGGCAGCGUGGGCACUUCACAUGGUCUCACCCCACAAGAAGCUUCUGGAGGACUUGACAGUGUUCCCCUGCCUGGACCUCCGGCCACUAACAUCUCAUCCCAGACCAAGCCUACGUCAACUGCACCGCCUUCAAGUUUGCCUUUGGGAUCAUCUGGUGUGCCCAUCCAGAGCCAGGGUGUGACCCCUGGACAAGCUGUUACACCGGUCACUUAUGUCUCUGCCCCAGUCGCUACAGUGACUACAGGGAAAUCCGGGACACCUCCUUCUAAGCCCCCACUUAGUAGGGUACCGGUGCUCCCAGCCGGGGUAGAGCACACGGUGGGCACUCUGCCUGGCGAACCGCUGCCUCCUCUCCCAGGACCUUCACUAACUCAGUCCCAGCAGCCUCUUGAAGACCUGGAUUUCCAAUUGAGACGGACGUUGAGCCCCGACACUGUCCCUACGUCCUCUGCACCCAACUGUCCUGCACCCCCUGCAGCCCUGACGAGCAUCCCCGCCACUGCCUCAUCACAGCCCCCUGCUGAGGCUCCAGAACCUGUAAAACCUAAGCCAGAAGCGGAGAAGUCUACAGGGGUCCUUAAGAUGGGGCGAUUUCAGGUUACAGUUGCAGCAGAAGAUGUGCUAAAACCAAGCGAGGAGACAAAGUUGCCACCUCUGGAGUCUUCAUCCACCUCCUCCUCUUCCUCCAUGUCUUGCAGCAGCCCAGAGAGCACCAUGGUUAAGUCUCGGCAUGUGGCGUCUGGUUCAUUAGAUAUUGUGGACGGUGUUGAACACCCACAGACCACUGUGCGCAGCUCUUCCCCUAAGCAGUCAGUACAAGUGGGACGGUUCCAAGUGACCACCGAUAAAGUAGGUCGCUUCUCAGUUUCCCGGGCCAAAGAUGAAUUUUCAGCAGGACUCCCCCAAUUACAUCUUAAUGGACCUUCCUCUCACCCUGAAUCAUUGGCCACCCUGAGUGACCCGCCCAGAUCGACUCGCGAUGACAACUUGGGCAGCCCAAUUACACAGAACCCUCUGGGUUCAAAGGUCAGCUUGCAGAGCCUCAGCAACUCCUUCAACUCUUCAUAUAUGAGUAGUGACAACGAGUCUGAUAUAGAAGAUGAGGAGCUGAAGAAGGAACUACGGAGACUACGAGACAAACACCUCAAAGAGAUCCAGGAUCUGCAUAGUCGCCAGAAGAAGGAGAUCGAGCUUUUGUACACGGAAUUAGGAAAAGUGCCCCCUGCGGUUAUUAUCCCACCUGCAACACCCCUCUCUGGCCGGAGGAGGAGACCCACAAAGGGCAAAGGCAGUAAAUCCAGCAGAGGGAGCUCUCAUGGGAACCGCACCCCCCACAUGUCAGGUGACCUAUCUACACAGAGUGCUCCGCCUGCAGUACCUCAGCAGCAAAAUCUUCUUCUACCUCCAAGCAAUGUGCCUGAUUUUGGGCGUCUGAAACCUUCACCUUCCAGUGACAUCCUCUGCUCUGCCUUUACCAGUGAAGCUGCGCUGUCUGCACCAAGCUUAUCAGGACAGGGACAAGGAACAAGCAGCACCAACACAGUCGCCCCUUCGAAUGCUCCAGCCCAGUCAAACACUGCUCCUGCUUCCUCCUCCAGCCGCAAGGGAACCUUUACAGAUGACCUACAUCAACUGGUGGACAAUUGGGCGCGGGAUGCCAUGAACCUGACAGGGAAAAAGAGCAAGUCUGGACAUCCUAGCUACGAGGGACCUGGAAUGGCACGAAAGUUUUCUGCCCCUGGUCAGCUGUGUGUGUCUAUAACUCCAUCACUAGGGGUCCCCGUCUCAAUGCCUGCAGCCUCUACCAACUCUUUGGCUCACUUCCCCAAAGGAAUCUGCCCUCAACAGUUUGGCUUCCAAAGCGCACCUUUCCAAACCCAAUGGAGUGGACCUGGCGGGCCACCACCUUCCCAACCCAUUAGCCAGUUUGCCCCAACUGUGACUUCUUCCUUACAAAACUUCAACAUCAAUAACCUUCAGAAGUCCAUGAGUAACUCGCAAGGAUCCAACCUGCGGACUACCUAGCAGGAGGAUGGUUAAGUAAUCAUCUGACCAAGUUUUGGUGGAGACACGAGAGAGCUUUCUGCAACCACAAUGCAGCACCUACUUCCUGGCCCCUACAAGCCUAACUAGGACAAGGCCUCUUAUCUUUCUGCACCCUUUCCCCCCCAAAAAGUGGCGAGACUGGUGGCUUGGUUCCAUCCUCCUAGGGUUACAGUGGGCACCCCACAACUGUGGACCAUCGUACACUGGGGUGAUAUCAGAUUGGGGCAGCAGGGAGGCAGAAAGCAUCCUCUCUGCUGUAUGCUAUAGUUCAUUAAUGCUUUCAAUAAAGAACUAUUAACGGCUAUUGACCGCAGCAUUACAAUUGUAUGGAUUAAAAGUAAAUAUAUAAAUAUAAGUAUAUUAAACAAAAAAGUGAUUUAAAAAAAGUUCGAUGAGGACAAUUACUCUGCCAUCAGUUAUGAUGUGGAUACACUGUGAUAUAUAAAUAUAUUUAUGUUGUUGGGCAACAGUAGUAAUAUGAUAAUAAAUAGCAGAAUCUUAGAGGGUUACAGAUGAAGCGGAGCAUCCAGCUCCGACCUCCUCAUCAGUCACUUUAAUAAAAAAAA
Molecule: messenger RNA, 8754 nt
Organism: Bufo bufo (common toad)
Lineage: Eukaryota; Metazoa; Chordata; Amphibia; Anura; Bufonidae
Gene: WNK1
Product: WNK lysine deficient protein kinase 1
Exons: 30
Coding region: 242-8167 (2641 amino acids)
Biological process (GO): protein phosphorylation; positive regulation of sodium ion transmembrane transporter activity; intracellular signal transduction
Cellular component (GO): cytoplasm; cytosol
Molecular function (GO): protein serine/threonine kinase activity; potassium channel inhibitor activity; ATP binding
Source: RefSeq, a predicted model, not a curated record